This is a messenger RNA of Parathielavia appendiculata, 2060 nucleotides long. RefSeq names its product dihydroxyacetone kinase. The coding region runs from base 124 to 1905 and encodes 593 amino acids. NCBI's taxonomy places the organism in Eukaryota, Fungi, Ascomycota, Sordariomycetes, Sordariales, Chaetomiaceae. The transcript has a single exon. The record is from RefSeq and is a predicted model, not a curated record. Gene Ontology annotation, cellular component: cytosol. Gene Ontology annotation, molecular function: glycerone kinase activity; ATP binding. Gene Ontology annotation, biological process: glycerol catabolic process.
AGCUCACUCUCAUUCUCGAACCCAAGCUCGCGUGCGUGUGCCGUGGUCCGACCCUUCUCGAGCUGCCUCCCCGACUUCUUUCUCUUACCCAAGCUUGAUCACCACGUCUAAUUCAACCCCAACAUGUCCAACAAGCAUCUCUUCUCCUCCCUGGAGGGGCUCGUCCCCAAAGCCCUCCGGGGUAUUGUCGCCAGCAACCCCCGCCUCAACCUCGACGAGACUAACAGGGUAGUGUUUGACUCAGCGACACCCCGCUCGAAGGUCAGCAUCAUCAGCGGAGGCGGUUCCGGCCACGAGCCAGCAUGGGCGGGCUACGUUGGCAGCAACAUGCUCGCUGCCGCCGUGCAAGGCGACGUGUUUGCGUCGCCGAGCACAAAGCAAAUCCUGGCUGCCGUCAAUGCCGUCCCCUCAGACAAGGGUACGCUGCUGGUCAUCACCAACUACACCGGCGAUUGCCUCCACUUUGGUCUCGCUGCCGAGAAGACGAAGGCCAAAGGGCGGGCAUGUCGCAUGCUGAUCUGCGGUGAUGAUGUCUCGAUCGGGAAGAAGAGCGGGUCGUUGGUUGGACGCCGUGGCCUGGCCGGACAAAUCGGGGUUCUCAAGAUACUCGGUGCUGCGGCCGCGGAGGGUGGGUCACUAGACGAGCUCUACGACCUCGGCGCGGCCAUCAAUGGCCAGAUCGUCAGCAUCGCCGCCACUCUCGACCACUGCCACGUCCCAGGCCGCACCGAACACGGAGCCCUCAACGAAGACGAAGUCGAAAUUGGCACCGGGCCCCAUAACGAGCCGGGAUAUAAAAAGCUUUCCCCGGCGCCCACAGCGGAGGGGUUGGUAAAGCAGAUCCUGACGUACUGCCUGGAUGAGACGGACCCCGAGAGGGGCUACGUCCACUUCAAGCCCGGGGACGAGACAGCGCUGCUGGUCAGCAACUUUGGCGGCAUGUCGAAUCUCGAACUUGGCGGCCUCGUCGACGAGCUUCUGCAGCAGCUGUUGGCCGACUGGAACAUUGCACCCGUCCGAGUUUAUGCGGGGUGCUUGGAGACGUCGCUCAACGCGCCCGCCUUCUCGGUUUCGGUUAUGAAUCUUUCAGGCAUUGCCGCGAACAGCGCCUAUUCCCUCGACCAGAUCAAGGCGUUCCUUGACCUCAAGACCGAUACCGCGUGGGAAGCGGUUGCCGGUUGUCAGAAUACUUCGCAACGGCGUCCACGCACAGAGCAACUCGUCCAGCCGCCAGCUGAGAUCAAGAAGAAGGUGGACGGCUCCAGGGAUCUCACACUUGAUCCAGCGCUGUUGGAGAGAAUGCUGCGUAGUGCAUGCGAUGCGCUGAUCACAGCAGAGCCGGACUUGACGAGAUGGGACACGGUCAUGGGGGACGGAGAUUGCGGUCUCACGCUCAAGACUGGCGCAACGGCUCUUCUAGACGCUAUUGACUCAAAGAAGAUCGCAUCCCGAGGGUCCGCGGUCGAGGUGCUCACCGAGCUGGAGGACAUUGUUGAAAGCAAGAUGGGCGGCACGCUGGGCGGAAUCCUGGGCAUUUUCUUUGUGUCCCUGCGGACAGCCGUCGAAGAGAACAGUGCCCUGGCUCAGGCUGAAGGAGCGGUAUCGGUGUGGUCCAAGGCGUUGUCAAGCGCGCUGCAACACCUGAAGCAGUACACGCCCGCGAAAGUCGGCGACCGCACCGUCAUGGACACGCUGAUACCGUUUGCCGAAGCCAUGGCAGCAACGAAGAGCUUCGAGGACGGUGUUGCGGCUGCGGUGAAGGGGUCAGAAGCGACCAAAACGAUGAAGCCGAGACUGGGAAGAGCCACCUACGUCGGUGCCGGUGCUGAAGGGAAGGAACUCCCACCGGAUCCUGGCGCCUGGGGUGCCAUGGUUGCCAUUCGGGGAUUGAGGACAGCAAUGUAAUCAACUCGGCCAUGCAUUUUGCUGCAUUGGCGCGCGAUGAUUUAGAUAAUCUGAAUCGUAAUUUCCCGAUUUAGUGAAGUUUUGGUUCAUGAUGUCGUGUUGGAAGUUGAAAGCUUGAAAAUCGGAACAAGUUCAAACUCCAAUCUGUUUCUCUG